ACAUUCUCUGACAGCUCUCCUCCCACCAUCCACAAUACAUUCUCUGACAGCUCUCCUCCCAUCAUCCACACCACAUUCUCUGACAGCUUUCUGCCAUCCACACUACAUUCUUUGACAGCUCUCUCCCCCCCCCCACCAUCCACACUACAUUCUCCUACAGCUCUCCUCCCCCCACACCAACCACACUACAUUCUCUGACAGCUCUCCUCCACCAUCCACCAUCAUCAUCUGACAGCUCCCCCCACCAUCCACACUACAUUCUCUGACAGCUCUCCUCCCCCACCAUGCAACCUACAUUCUCCGACUGACCCCC
Staurois parvus is the source of this 313-nucleotide messenger RNA. The record is from the annotation of a GenBank genome assembly. NCBI's taxonomy places the organism in Eukaryota, Metazoa, Chordata, Amphibia, Anura, Ranidae.